This is a messenger RNA of Effrenium voratum, 1374 nucleotides long. The record is from the annotation of a GenBank genome assembly. Lineage: Eukaryota; Dinophyceae; Suessiales; Symbiodiniaceae.
AUGGCGGUCGAGGCACUUGUGCGCUACACGCUGACCGGAUCAGGCGCGUUGAGGGUGAAGAUCUCCGCGACAACAGACAAGGCGACACCCGUCAAUCUGACCCAGCACAGCUAUUUCAAUCUUGAUGGCAGCGAGACAAUUCUGGACCACAGCCUUGAGAUUGCGGCAGAAACUUAUCUGCCUGUUGAUGAGACCCUGAUCCCGACCGGCGAAGUCAGGCGUGUGGAAUGGACGCCCUUCGACUUUCAGGAUGGUCGCAGUCUUCGACGGAAGCCAGGCGAGGAGGAUCUGCAAUAUGAUCAUAAUUUCUGUCUGGCGGGAGAACCCCGGUCAUCGAUGGGCUUCGCGGCAGCGCUGGAAGAUUCUACAGGCGAACGGCGGAUGGAAGUCUGGACGACCGAGCCGGGUCUUCAGCUUUAUGAUGCGGCAAGAUUGAACGUGCCUGUUCCAGGGCUUGGUGGCAAGACCUACGGUCCGCAUGCGGGCCUGUGUCUGGAGGAGAUUUCAGAUGGCGAGUUGAAGCCGGCUGUCGAAAUCCCACGCCGCGCCGAAAUCGUUCUGGAAACUGUCAGGUGGGCGGACGCGGGCCGGACCAAGGAGGCGUUUCCGUUCGUUUGGCCCAUUCGCAGUCUGCGGCAGGAUGUCGAGAUCGAGCAUAUCGACGGUUUGUUGGGCCGCUACUCGAUGGAUGCCGGAACACCGGUUGGAGAAUUCACUUAUCAGGCGGCACGCGCAUCGGCGAACACCGCAUUGACCGGCGCCAAACUCAUUCUGGAUGGUGAAAAGUCGGCUUUUGCCCUGUGUCGGCCACCGGGUCACCACGCCGGCUUUGAUUUUUACGGCGGAUAUUGUUUCUUCAACAAUGCGGCAGUCGCUGCACAAUAUCUGCGCGACUACGGUUUGAACCGCGUUGCCAUUCUGGAUGUCGACUAUCAUCACGGCAACGGCACGCAAGCUCUCUUCUACGACCGCCCGGAUGUCCUGUUCCUGUCGAUCCACGCUGAUCCGAAGAAUGAGUAUCCCUAUUUUCUGGGAUUUGCGGAUGAAACGGGUGAACAUGCCGGAACCGGUUUCACCCGCAACUGGCCCUUGCCUCUCGGCACCGAUUGGGAUGCCUAUACACCUGCCCUCGAAGAGGCCUGCCGCUGGCUUCUGGUCUACAAGCCGGAUGCGAUGAUCGUGUCACUCGGGCUCGACUGCUUCGAGAACGACCCGAUCUCGGGAUUCAGGUUCAAGAGCGAGGACUACAUUCUGCUCGGGCAACGCCUUGCCAAAGUAGGUGUGCCGACGCUUUUCCUCCUGGAAGGGGGAUAUGCGGUCGACGCCCUUGGCACAAAUUGCGUGAAUGUCCUGGAAGGUUUCGGGGGCUCAUAG